Molecule: messenger RNA, 1589 nt
Organism: Gossypium raimondii (Peruvian cotton)
Lineage: Eukaryota; Viridiplantae; Streptophyta; Magnoliopsida; Malvales; Malvaceae
Product: tubby-like F-box protein 3
Exons: 6
Coding region: 187-1368 (393 amino acids)
Source: RefSeq, a predicted model, not a curated record
AGUCUAACAACUUUUCAAAUUUUCCUUGAAAAUCCAAAUCCCAAACUCAAAUCUUCAAAGAAAGAAAAACCCAACAAAUUUUCUCAUUUUCUUAAAACCGUUUUCCUCAGAUUUUUCAUUUCCAAACGUAAAACAACUGAGCAUUAUCGUCUUUUAAACUUUUGAGUCUUUUCUUAACGUGUAUUGAUGACAAUACAGUGCAUUGCUAGGCUCAGAUCACGCCGGGUGGUUCAAGACCAACUGGAAGGUUCAGACACGGCCUCGGCAAAGGUGGCGACUGGUGGUGGUGGUAGUGUUUGUUGUUGGGCCAACUUGCCUCAUGAAUUGUUAAGGGAUGUUUUGUUAAGGAUUGAAGAGUCUGAAACUCGUUGGCCUCAAAGGAGAAACGUAGUCGCCUGUGCUGGCGUUUGCAGGAGCUGGAGAUUCGCCAUUAAAGAGAUCGUUCAAGUUCCUGAAAUUUCAGGGAAAUUAACUUUUCCUAUCUCUGUUAAACAGCCUGGUCCGAAGGAAUGUCUCCUCCAAUGCUUUAUAAAACGGAACCAAUCGACUCGAACUUAUCACCUUUACCUCAGUUUAACUAACGCGCUAACUGAUGAUGGGAAGUUCCUUCUUGCUGCUUGCAAGUGUAGGCGUCCUACUUGCACGGAUUAUAUCAUUUCACUACGGGCAGAGGAUAUUUCGAAGGGGAGCAGUACUUAUGUUGGGAAACUAAGAUCAAAUUUUUUAGGAACCAAGUUCAGUGUCUUUGAUGGACAGUCUAGUCAUGCCGGUGCAAAGAUGACUAAAAGUCGAUCGUCUAGGCUAGCAUAUUCGAAACAAGUUACGCCUAGAGUCCCUUUCAGAAACUAUCCCACGGCACACAUUUCAUAUGAAUUGAAUAUGUUAGGUUCACGGGGUCCAAGGAGAAUGCAGUGUAUUAUGGAUACCAUCCCGACAACUUCAAUAAGACCAGGAGGUGUUGCUCCGACCCCGGCUGAGUUUUCUGUCAACAAUGUCAACGUGUUUCCAUCAAUUCCGAGCUUCCACUCGAAGUCAGCAAGCAUGAAGAAUUUUCUAUCUGGACCUUUGACCCAUCAAAAGGAUGGUGGUGCACUGGUGUUGAGAAAUAAAUCUCCAAGGUGGCACGAGCAACUCCAGUGUUGGUGCUUGAAUUUCCAUGGACGAGUGACGGUUGCUUCAGUGAAGAACUUUCAACUAGUGGCUUCUCCCGAAAACGGACCGGCUGGGCCAGAGCAUGAGAAGAUUAUCCUCCAGUUCGGAAAAGUUGGGAAGGACUUAUUCACCAUGGAUUACGGGUAUCCGAUUUCUGCAUUCCAAGCAUUUGCUAUCUGCCUCAGCAGCUUCGACACGAAGAUUGCUUGUGAAUAAAGGACAUGAUAAACGAUCGACAAUCGUAAACAUGAUCAGGAAUAUGUACGAAGAUUGAUGCAAAUACAAUCUUAGGGGGUAAAAGUGGAAAGAAGGUACAUGAUAUUUCAGCUUAGAUUGAGUUAUUGUAAAUAAUUAACUCUUGAAUGAGUAUCUUCCUUUGCUUUGUUUACGUUUCAUCUAAUAAUUUAAUAACAAUUCGGUUUGGUUUAAUUUUAAAA